This is a messenger RNA of Monascus purpureus, 4515 nucleotides long. The record is from the annotation of a GenBank genome assembly. NCBI's taxonomy places the organism in Eukaryota, Fungi, Ascomycota, Eurotiomycetes, Eurotiales, Aspergillaceae.
GCUUUCUGUGUUUCGCUCCAAUAACAAGUCAUCAGGAUUCUCAUCGCGAUCAUCAUUUUCCUACGCGUCGAUUGCUGUUUGCACUUCUCUUCGAUUGUGGCUCCAAUUAAGAGCCGAGUCUAGCCCUCCUCCACUGGCGAUGCUCUGCUCCUGACGACGACAAUGCAGCCUCCAGAAGGUGUGCAGGUCGAUCUGGGCAAGGCCCAGGUCAUCGACCGUGUGCCAAAAGUUAUCAAGGAGUUGAAAUUCGGUGUGAUGUCCAAUGAUGAUAUCGUUAGCCAAGGCGUUGUAGAAGUUUCCGAUCGCAAAUUCUUCGAUCUCGAUCGUGGCAGAGAAGUCGUUCCUCAUGGUCCUCUCGACUCGCGCAUGGGAACUUCGAGCAAGAACGGAGAAUGCAAAACAUGUGGAGGCGCUUUGCAAACCUGUAACGGUCACUUCGGUCAUGUCAAACUCAUUCUUCCUGUAUUUCAUGUCGGCUAUUUCAAGCGCGUCAUCACUAUUUUGCAGGAGAUCUGCAAGGAGUGCUCCCGCAUUCUCCUGCCUGAGUCGGAGCGUCGUAUGUAUCUCCGAGAGAUGCGUCGCCCCGGGCUUGAUAAUUUGCGGCGACUACAGAUUGCGAAAAGGGUCAGUGAAAGGUGUAAGAAGACGCGAUCGUGCGAGGUAUGUGGCGCCGUCAACGGUGUGGUGAAGAAAGCUGGGACGAGCUCGCUCAAAAUCAUCCACGACAAAUUCCGGGCUUUCAAUACCUCAGCGUCGGUUAAAAAGGUUCCACCUCUCAGCAAGAUCGUCUUUGAUCAGUCUUUUGAUGAAGCCAGACGUUCAAAUACGGAUGUCGAGAAGAACUUCAAAAAGGCUCAGGAUGACUUGAAUGCUCUUCGGGUCUUGAAUCUAUUUAAGAGGAUUUCCGAUACAGACUGUGAAUUAUUGGGACUCGAUCCCCAGGAAGCCCGUCCGGAAAUGUUCCUUUGGCAGUAUAUCCCGGCACCUCCAGUCACCAUUCGCCCAUCGGUGGGCCAAGAUGCUGCGUCGACGGAGGAUGACUUGACUGCCAAGCUAGGUGAUAUUGUUCAGAGCAAUAUUAAUCUGAAAAAUUCACUGUUAAAGGGAGCUCCCGUCCAGACAAUCAUGGAGUGCUGGGACUACAUGCAACUUCAAAUCGCUGUUUAUAUCAAUAGUGAUGUUCCUGGCCUCAACAAAGCGGAUCUUGGAAAGCCAAUAAGAGGAUUUGUCCAGCGACUGAAGGGAAAACAAGGACGAUUCCGUGGUAACUUGUCCGGAAAGCGUGUGGAUUUCUCAGGCAGAACUGUCAUUUCUCCAGACCCUAAUCUGCGAGUUGAUGAGGUUGCUGUUCCUAUCCUGGUAGCGAAAAACAUGACCUAUCCGGAGGUUGUUACAAGAUAUAACAAAGAAAAAUUGCAGCAGAGAGUCAGAAAUGGGACGAAAAAAUGGCCUGGCGCUAACUAUAUCAUGAAGAAGGGUUCGCCUCUCAAGUCCUUCCUCAAGUACGGUGAUCUCAAUCGGAUGGCCGAUCAACUGGUUGAGGGGGACGUGGUCGAGCGUCAUAUCGAAGACGGUGAUAUUGUGCUUUUCAAUCGUCAACCCUCUCUCCACAAACUCAGUAUUCUUUCCCACUUUGCGAAGGUCCGGCCUUAUAGGACCUUUCGUUUGAAUGAGUGUGUGUGCAAUCCAUACAACGCCGAUUUUGAUGGUGAUGAAAUGAACUUGCAUGUUCCCCAGACAGAGGAAGCGAGGGCAGAGGCUAUGGAGCUAAUGGGUGUCAAGAAUAACCUGGCCACUCCGAAGAAUGGAGAACCCAUCAUUUCGGCCAUCCAAGAUUUCAUCAGCGCUGCCUACCUUCUGAGCAGCAAGGAGAAUUUCUUUGAUCGAAAGUCUUUCACACAAAUAUGCCUGUACAUGCUUGAUUCCAAGACCCGAUUUGACCUUCCCCCGCCUGCCAUCAUCAAGCCUCAGAUGCUGUGGACUGGGAAGCAGGUUUUUAACAUCCUCAUGCGUCCCAACAAAGAUGAUCCUGUGAUGGUCAACCUGGACGCUGCUUGCCGAGAAUACAAGCCGCCAAAGGAUGGACGUCCUAAAGACUUGGACCCCAACGACGGAUGGCUUGUCAUUCGUAACUCGGAGGUAAUGUGUGGUGUCAUGGACAAGGCCACUAUUGGUUCCGGAAAGAAAGACAAUGUGUACUACAUCAUGCUGAGAGACUUUGGCCCUGCAGCAGCAGCGGAAGGCAUGAACCGUCUUGCAAGAUUGUCUGCCCGCUGGUUUACCAACAUGGGUUUCUCCAUUGGUAUUACUGAUGUCUAUCCCAGUGAGAAUCUCUUGAAGUCAAAGGACCACCUAGUUGAAACUGCUUACGCGCAGUGUGAUGAAGUCAUUGCCAAAUACAAAGCUGGAACGUUGGAGAAGUAUCCUGGUUGCGAUGAGCUGCAGACAAUGGAGAAUCAAAUCUCCGGUAUUCUCAGCAAGGUCCGCCAGCAAGCAGGAGAUGAGUGUAUCGCCCAGCUCAGCAAACACAACUCACCCCUAAUUAUGGCUACUUCUGGUUCGAAAGGCUCUAGCAUCAACGUGUCUCAGAUGGUUGCCCUGGUGGGUCAGCAGAUUAUUGGCGGCCAACGAGUUCAGGAUGGUUUCCAGGACAGAACUCUACCCCAUUUCCCAAAGAACGCUCGGCAACCUCCGUCGAAGGGUUUCGUCCGCAAUAGUUUCUUCUCGGGUCUACUUCCGUAUGAAUUUAUUUUCCACGCCAUGUCAGGUCGUGAGGGUCUGGUCGACACGGCUGUCAAAACUGCCGAGACUGGCUACAUGUCCCGUCGCCUGAUGAAAUCACUCGAAGAUCUCUCCAGUAAUUACGAUGAUACGGUACGGAAUUCUUCCGCUGCAAUUGUCCAGUUUCAAUAUGGUGACGACAAGCUGGAUCCGGUGGAUAUGGAAGGUAAAGCCAAACCGGUUCACUUCGACCGAACUUUUAUCCAUGCGGAAUCCACAACCUAUAGCAACAAGGAUCGGAGCUUACUGCCUGCUGAAAUCAUGGAAGUCUGUGAAGAAAUGCUUUCUAAAGAACGUGCAAAACUUAAACGGACAGACCUACUUGGCAAUGAACUCGGCUAUAUGGAUCGAAGUGAUCGCGGUGUCGACCAGUUUGAGAGCGCUCGUGACUUUCUCGAUUCGAUUGAGAGCUACGUUCAAUCCAAAGCGGACAAGUUGGUCUCUCGCGGAGGUGACUCCGGUGGAGCUGAUGAGCGGAGUCUGAAGGGUCUGAAUCACACAGGCAAGCUCUCUGAGAGGACUCUUAGAGCCUUCAUCACAUCUUGCUUGACGAAGUAUAAGAGAGCCCAAGUUGAACCGGGUCAUGCAGUCGGUGCAGUCGGUGCGCAGUCUAUCGGUGAACCUGGAACCCAAAUGACACUGAAGACUUUCCACUUUGCGGGUGUCGCUGGUAUGAGUAUCACCCAGGGUGUUCCUCGUAUUAAGGAAAUCAUCAACGCUUCCAAGGAGAUUAGUACUCCGGUCAUCUCCUGUGAGCUUGUCAACAAAACCAAUAUCAUUGCAGCUAGAAUUGUCAAAGGUAGAAUUGAAAAAACAUAUCUUCGGGAUAUUAUACACUACAUUCGGGAAAUGUGGACGGGCAGUGAGGCCUACAUCAGCGUUAAGAUCAACUGGCAGACAAUCAGUGACCUGCAGUUGGAGCUGAAAAUCGGGGAUAUCCUUCACGCGAUCAAGUCCCACAGGCGCUUCAAGGCCGACGAUCUGAAGUUCAGAUGCUCUGGAUCCCACAUUCACAUCGAAAUGGACCUGGACCCUUCCAGCAAGCUAUCUCUCUCAAAGACAGAGAUAGCUGCAACAAGUUCAGACCCUUUCCUCCGUCUGAAGCAUCUCAAACGCAUCCUCCCUGACAUUCAGGUUCUCGGACAUCCGCAAGCGUCCCGCGCCAUUAUCCGGACUGACGAGACGUCCACCACCAACACUCUCCUUGUGGAAGGCUACGGGUUGAAAGACUGCAUGACCACCCUAGGUGUUGACGGCCGUAAAACCUUUACAAACAACGUGAUGGAGAUGCGGGAGGUCCUAGGCAUUGAAGCCGCCCGAUUCACCAUCGUCCAGGAAAUCAGUGAAGUCAUGAAGGACAUGGGCAUCGAUCCCCGCCACAUGCAGCUCCUUGCAGAUGUCAUGACCUACAAGGGCGAAGUACUGGGUAUCACACGUUUCGGCCUGGCGAAGAUGCGUGACUCCGUCCUGCAGCUCGCCUCCUUUGAGAAGACGGCCGACCACCUCUUCGACGCAGGUGGAGCGGGUCGUACAGACCUGGUCGAGGGUGUCUCUGAGUGUAUCAUCAUGGGAAAGACCGUCUCUCUCGGCACGGGCGCUAUGGAAGUCGUCCGCAAGUUGAAUUUCUAUGAAGGCCAGAUCGGCCCUCAGAAGACUGUCUUCGAGGACGCUUGGACAGAACUCUAUGAACGGCCUCGGAUGAAGAAGAAGAAGACUACGGCGACCAAGUUUUAA